Molecule: messenger RNA, 4733 nt
Organism: Episyrphus balteatus (marmalade hoverfly)
Lineage: Eukaryota; Metazoa; Arthropoda; Insecta; Diptera; Syrphidae
Gene: aux
Product: cyclin-G-associated kinase
Exons: 12
Coding region: 125-3994 (1289 amino acids)
Biological process (GO): regulation of clathrin-dependent endocytosis; positive regulation of Notch signaling pathway; protein phosphorylation
Cellular component (GO): cytoplasm
Molecular function (GO): protein serine/threonine kinase activity; ATP binding; AP-2 adaptor complex binding
Source: RefSeq, a predicted model, not a curated record
UCACUUCUUUUCUUGUACAACACUACUGUCAUGGCGUAAUUUGCUUCGGCUGGUUUUUGUGUGUUAAUAAAUUUUAAGUUUUUCGAUUUGUGUUCAUAUAUAAAAAAAUUUCAUCAAAAUAAAGAUGAGUGAUUUCUUAAAAUCAGCAAUGGGUUAUUUCAACUCUGGACCAAAUGGUGAAUCUGAUAAUGAAUUUGUUGGUCAAACUGUAGAAAUUGGUUCAAUAAAAUUACGAAUCAAAAGAGUUAUUGCCGAAGGUGGUUUUGCAUUCGUUUAUGUGGCACAAGACAUUUUAAGCGGAAAGGAAUACGCCCUCAAAAGACUCAUUGGCGCUGAUAAGCAAGCUUGUAGCAAUAUUAUCAAUGAGAUUAAUAUACACAAACAAGUGUCGGGACAUGCGAAUGUCGUGGCAUUUAUUGGUGCUACAUUCAUUGAUAAAACAAGUGGUCCACAUGGAAGGGCUGAGUAUUUGUUACUUACAGAACUUUGUAAAGGUGGCUCAUUGGUUGAUUGCUUGGGAAGUUCCAUGGAUCCAGCUUUGGUGCUUAGAGUAUUCUAUCAAGCUACAAAAGCUGUUGGGCAUUUGCAUGCUCAAAAUCCUCCCAUAACACAUCGGGAUAUAAAAAUAGAAAAUUUCUUACUGGGCAAUGACAAUCAGUUGAAAUUAUGUGACUUUGGUUCAGCAACAGUGCAGAUAUUCGAGCCAAAUGUCGAUUGGGGUGUUCAGCAGAGGAAUGUUUUGGAAGAUCAGCUAACAACAGUGACCACACCGAUGUAUAGAUCUCCCGAAAUGCUUGACACUUGGAACAAUUAUGUGAUAGGCCCCAAACUAGAUAUCUGGGCUUUAGGAUGUGUCCUUUAUUGUUUAUGUUUUCAAAAACAUCCAUUCGAAGAUUCAGCCAAGCUACGAAUUACAAACGGAAAUUAUACAAUGCCAUCAGAUUCCAGAUUUAAUUGUUUCCAUGAUGUCAUCAAAGGAUGCCUAACAGUGAACCCCUCAAAUAGGUUUAAUAUUUCAACAAUUUUGGAUCGUUUGGCAGCGAUAUCGGAAACGAAAAAUUGGUCAUUAAAGGGACCAAUUGAAUUGGUGGGUAAACCAAUAGUAACACCACCAAGUGGUUCGCCGGAACACAGUCCAGCAACAACAAAUGGACCUGUGCCGUCUCCACUUCCCUCACGACCUCCACCACCAAGGCCUACACAUUCUACCAAUCUAUCGGCCUAUUCAGACAACAAUGCCUCAGAUAGUUUUCCCCAACAUCAACAGCAGCGUCCAGCAAGACCAUCACCAGCUGCUGCCACCAACAACAUGCAACAAUACAAUUACCAAGGUCAAAAUCUACCACAGGCACCACCCAAUGCAGCUGGCGCCGCACAAACAGGAAGCCUUUUCUCCUCAAUUCGAGGUGGUGCCGGCAGUUUUCUCAAGAAUCUCAAGGACACCUCCUCAAAAGUUAUGCAAACCAUGCAACAGUCAAUUGCUCGAGUUGACAUCGACAUAAGCUACAUUACAUCACGUAUCUUGGUGAUGCCAUGUCCCUCUGAAGGCUUUGAAUCUGCCUACAAAACGAAUAACAUUGAAGACGUACGGUUGUCCAUCGAAAGUCGUUAUCCACCGGCAAAAGUAAGUGUCUACAAUUUUGGCAAUCGAAACUGUCCACGUCUACCUCCACCGGUACGGACAGUUGAGGCCGGCUCAAUAUACACAUGCCCUCAAUCCAAAGCACCGCAUUUACAUGGAAUGUUCUCUGUUGCCGAAGAUAUGUAUGGUUUCUUGACUGCAGAUCCAAAAAGUAUUGUAAUCAUUCAGACAAGUGAUAGUGGUGGCUGCAGUGCAGCCACAAUGGUGUGUGCUUUGCUCAUGUACAGCGGACUUAUUCAUGAACCCGAAGAUGCUGUUCAAGUGUUUGCUGUCAAAAGACAUCCAAUUAAUCUUAGGCCUUCAGAGUUUCGUUAUUUGUACUAUUUGGGUGAUAUUCUGAGAACAACACCACUUCUGCCGCACUACAAGACUCUUAAUGUGGUUUCGCUAGUGUGUCAACCAGUUCCACGAAUGACAAAAGCUCGUGAUGGUUGCCGAAUGUACAUCGAAGUCUAUUGCAAUGAAAGGCUUCUAAUGAAUACAGUUCAGGAUUAUGAAAAAAUGAAAUUAUAUUUAUCUGGACCUGGAAAAAUCGUGCUACCAAUUAACCUAACUGUUUGUGGAGAUCUUACAGUUGUUCUCUAUCAUGCACGCAAUGCUCUCAAAGGGAUGGGUCGUCCUCAAGGCUUGAAAAUUUGUCAAUUACAAUUAAACACUGGCUUCAUACCCGAACAGGAAACCCUAAUUACUUUCACAACCAACGAUUUGGAUGAAUUACCUGACCAGGAACAUGUUCCAUCUAAUUUCACUGUGUCUCUCUCGAUUGUCGUUACUGACAAUGAAAGUCGCCCGUCAAAGAAUCCACCCUGGUUACCGGCUAAACCAAAACGUAAUCCAAUUAAUCUAUUUAGUUCACAAUUGGAAUAUGUAGAAAUGGUUGAUAAUUUUGUUACUAAACCAACUGCGGGAUCUGUACCCGAACGCCCACGCCAGCCACCACCAUCAAGGCCAGCACCACCCAUACCCCAUAUAGAAACUACAACCAAUCCGGUUUCAGAUGUAUCUGAGCAACAAACAGAAGCACCCUUGGUAAUGCCAGACAUUACAGAAAAUAGCAACGAGCGUCCAUAUGCAAGUACAUCGCCAGCUCCACCAAUCGAUUUGCUGAAUUUAGGAGGAGGAGGAAGCCAAUCAAUGACUCAGAAUCCAGCAACAUCUCAAAGUCAGCCUCAUAUUGCAUCGACAAAGGAGGCUAGCUUUGAUUUGUUGGGAUCAUUUGAUUCAGGUGAUUUGCGUUCAGCUCCAAUACCUGAUAUUUUGGAUAACACCCAACCAAAAUCAACAGCUGGAUUAGAUGAUAUAUUUGGAUCAAUUAGUGCACCGGCCACUGCAACGGGGGGAGAAUUUAAUUUAGACUUUAAUGCGUUUGCAUCAGCGACACCAGCUCCUAGAGUGACUCCAUCGGUUCCAAUGAGUUUUCCACGAUCACCAGCUGCAUCGGCUGCAACACCUUCAUUUACAACAACAACUGUUGGUGGUAACAGUCAAGUACCAAGCAAAGAAACAUCACCACAACAACCUAAGGAUCCUUUUGCUGACAUAGCUAAUUUAGCUUCUGGAUUAAAUAUAAAUUUUAAUCCCAAUACUCUUAGUAAUAAUAAAACACCUGGUACAACACCAGUGGCUAAUAGUCCCUAUACAACUCAAUUCUCAAGUCCUACACACAAUUAUGCACGUAACAACAGUAAUACUGCAACAUCUGGAGGAGGAAUAGUACCACCACCACAAGUGAAUCUUUCAACACCAUCGCCGUCACAUAAUAUUAAAUCACCUAAUGGUGGAAUUGGUGUACAAUUCCCUAGCCAACCAAUUCCGACUGCAACACCAUCACCAUCAUCACAACCGCAACCAUCAUCGGCGAAUAGUAGACCAGAUUAUAGUAGAUCACAUUUUGAACCAAAAACUCCAGCUAGUGCUGGCGGAACACCCAAAAAUGCUGAUAUAUUUGCUGAUAUUCUAGGAGAACAGGGUUAUAAAUUUGGUAGUAAAACACAACAUGGGCCAAGGUCGAUUAAUGAAAUGAGAAAAGAAGAACUUGUUAAAGAUAUGGAUCCUGAUAAAUUGAGAAUUAUGGAAUGGACGGAAGGAAAGAAAAGUAAUAUACGUGCUUUAUUGUGUUCACUGGACACAGUGCUAUGGACGGACGCCAAAUGGAAAAAGUGUGAAAUGUCUACUUUAAUUACACCAGUUGAUGUGAAAAAAGCUUAUCGUAGAGCAUGUUUAGCAGUGCAUCCGGAUAAACACAACGGUACAGAUAAUGAAGAAAUAGCUAAACUAAUUUUCAUGGAGCUGAAUAAUGCUUGGAGUGAUUUCGAAAACGAUUCUACUCAACAAAAUAUGUUUAAUUCAUAAGCCUUAAUAUAGUGGACCCGCUAAAUUUGUAUUGAAUAUAUUUUUAUUUUCUACUUAGCUCGUAUACAAACAAAAAAAAAAAAAAAAACACUGUUAUAAGAAUUUUUCAAGAGUUAAAAUAAAUCCUAUCACUCUAUAUUAAAAAAAAAAUGAAAACACAUACAAUUCAGCGCCAUAGUGAGAGCAGAAUAAAGAUGCUUUUUUUUAUAUAAAUAAUAUAAACAAAUAAAUAAAUUAAAUUAAAUGAAUGUUAUGUUGCCAGGACAGAUUACUUAAUUUCUAUAAACUAUUUUAUAUUUACACGUACUUUCCUUUUAUAUAAAUACAAAAUAAAUAAAUAAAAUAUAUAUAAGCAUACGGAAAUAUGCUAGAAAAUAAAAACAAACAAAAAAUAAAAUCAUUAUGUAAAGGUAGUCUUUCCAGUUCAUGUUCUGCAUUUAAAUUAAUUAAUUUUAUAAACAAAUAAGUUAGUCUUUUAUUAUUUUCCAUAAAAAAAAAUCUAUUCAAAACACAAUGCUUCUUUAUUAAAGUGUGCUGUAUUUUUUCUGUUCCCUUUUCUAUAUUUUUGAGAUUAAGUUGGUCGCCUAUGCUCUUUUUUGUUUUAUUCUUAGUAAUUAAGUGAGGAAUUAUAUUUUUUUGUAUUAUUUUAUAGUAAUUUAUAUAAAAUUGGAUAAUCAUAAAGUAGAGACUGUUUAAGUUAUAAAUUAUUUAAUUCGUUAAAAAAAAAACACCACACACA